Mugil cephalus (flathead mullet) is the source of this 2472-nucleotide messenger RNA. RefSeq names its product solute carrier family 35 member F4 (gene slc35f4). The record is from RefSeq and is a predicted model, not a curated record. Gene Ontology annotation, cellular component: membrane. The coding region runs from base 410 to 1660 and encodes 416 amino acids. NCBI's taxonomy places the organism in Eukaryota, Metazoa, Chordata, Actinopteri, Mugiliformes, Mugilidae. The transcript is spliced from 7 exons.
UCUCCCUUGGAGACAGUGGCAGCGCUGGAUCAAGGCAUGACAGUGCAACAGUAGAGUCUCCACUUCGCUGCACUUCCACUGAGCUAUCUCCACUGAGCUGUGUCACUAUCCAGACAGAAACAGGGAGCGAGCACCAGUUAACAGAGAGAGCGCCGGGCUGGAGAGGAACAGCGAGUCCGGACUGGAGUGCCGGGAAGAAGACAGAAGAGUUGACAGAGAUCUGGGAGGAGGCGGGGGUGGUGGGGCGGUCGAGAGCGUGAAGUAUAAGCGGAGGAGUCAGGAGCCUGAGGAUGCACGGAGCUAGCGGGAGGAGCUGCUGAGCGUGCAGCAUCCCAGGCACACUACUAGACUCACAUUCAAAUACACACACCUUCCAGGGGAGGACAGUGUGUGGGGCCCCCAGUGGAGAAUGAAGAAGCACUCAGCCCGAGUGGCUCCUCUCAGCUCCUACAGCACUCAGGUCCUGACCUGCCCCAACUCUGAAGCAGGAGAGGAUGGUUCAGAGUCACAUGCCGAGACACCUGGCAGUGAGACCAGCGGAGACAGCCAGUCCUACCAUAAGUGCACCAACACUGUUCUGAAGGUGCUGGGUGGUCUGCUAAUGGUGCUGUGCGUUUCCUCCUCCUGGGUGGGCACGACUCAAGUGGUGAAGCUGACCUUCCAGUCAUUCUCCUGUCCCUUCUUCAUCUCCUGGUUCAGCAGCAACUGGAACAUCCUCUUCUUCCCUAUUUACUACUCGGGACAUGUAGUUACCACACGGGACAAGCAGACACCCAUACAGAAGUUCAGGGAGUGCAGCAGGCUCUUCGGGGAGGAUGGGAUGACUCUGAAGCUUUUCGUAAAGAGGACAGCACCCUUCUCAAUCCUGUGGACACUCACCAACUACCUGUACCUCUUAGCCUUGAAGAAACUGACCGCCACUGAUGUCUCUGCCCUCUACUGCUGCCACAAGGCCUUCGUCUUUCUCCUGUCGUGGAUUGUCCUCAAGGAUCGCUUCAUGGGUGUUCGGAUUGUGGCGGCCAUAAUGGCCAUCACAGGUAUCGUCAUGAUGGCCUACGCUGAUGGUUUCCAUGGUGAUUCCUUUGUGGGUGUGGCAUUGGCUGUGGGGUCAGCCUCAACUUCAGCUCUCUAUAAGGUGCUGUUCAAGAUGUUCCUUGGCAGCGCCAACCUUGGAGAAGUGGCUCAUUUUCUUUCCACCAUGGGUUUUUUCAACCUUAUCUUCAUCUCCUGCGUGCCCCUCAUCCUGUACUUCACUAAAGUAGAGCACUGGGGGUCUCUGUCCUCACUGCCCUGGGGAUACAUGUGCGGACUGGCAGGACUGUGGCUGGUGUUCAACAUCUUGGUCCAUGUUGGAGUGGUGCUCACUUACCCCAUUCUCAUCUCCAUAGGGACACUGCUCAGUGUGCCAGGCAAUGCAGCCGUAGAUGUUUUGAAACAUGAGGUGAUCUUCAGCGUGGUGCGCCUGGCAGCCACCUGCAUCAUCUGCCUGGGCUUCCUCCUCCUGCUGCUGCCUGAGGAGUGGGACUCAGUCACGCUGCGCUUCCUGACCACCAUUGCAGACAAGAAGUCCGAGGAACACGGCGAGGAGCUCACGGAGUCCAGCGUCCACACUCGAAGCCGCAGUCGAGCAAAUGGCACGGUCUCCAUUCCCUUGGCGUGACACGGAUCUGAUGUUGCCUGCUCGUGUUCCUCAAACGCCCACCCAUCCGGUAGUGGAAUGUUCUGUCCAAAUGGACUCUCUCACCGGGAAGACAGGAAGUAUUGUCUCGAACUUCACUCUGGAGAUGUACCUCAGUCUAUGUCACGUAACAACAACACGAAGGGGACAUUUUUGGAUCAUGCAAACUAAAAUAGCUGAAAGUGUUAUUUACUUUCUUGAAAUACUUGCCACGCCGUCCCUCGCACAGACCCAAGCUAAGAGCUGACUGACUUCCCCUGAUGUGCUCUGCGGACUGUAUUCUGUGAAUAUAAAUAUUGGCAGGGCCAGUUUGGCUCAAUCUUAUAUGUAUUUAUGAUAUUUAUUUAGAACUGUAUCAAUAAGAGUAUUAAUUUUAAGUCUUACUGAAUAGUAUUAUAUACAAGAAUGGCAAUUAUACUAUGCGUAAUGUACAGGCCCUUUUGAUUUUAUAAUAAAAGACUUAAAACCCUCAAAAAUGCAGUGGCUCCCUAGUCUCAAGGCCAUGUGUAUGUGAUCUUUCAGAUUUUUCAGCCGUAUCUUUGUCGCCUGCAUCGGAAUUAACAAGGAUACAUCAAUUUCCAGGUCAUACAAAGUGUAAAAGAACAUCAUUGUCUUGCAUUGAUCUGCAACAAGUAUAAGCUAAUUAACUGUGCAGCAUGAGAUCCUGCAUGUACAUUAACUUACUAACAAGAUGAUCCAUUUGAUAAUUAAACAUAGGAAAAUAAUCCAGAAAUGCAAUGAGUAGGAUAUAUGGUUACAUUUUAUAGAUAAAAGACACAUUAUAUUGUAUACAU